This is a messenger RNA of Verticillium dahliae VdLs.17, 426 nucleotides long. RefSeq lists its product as uncharacterized. The transcript has 2 exons. NCBI's taxonomy places the organism in Eukaryota, Fungi, Ascomycota, Sordariomycetes, Glomerellales, Plectosphaerellaceae. The record is from RefSeq and is a predicted model, not a curated record. Bases 1 to 426 code for a protein of 141 amino acids.
AUGUCAUUGUCAAUGCCUUUGCCUCCGGCUGCGGUCGUGGAGUCCGAAGACCUCGCUGAAGGCAAUGGCUUUUGUCACCUGUCGCUACCCAUGUACUUCGAACACUCUCAUAGCUACGCAACGAUGACUGCCCUCCAAAGAAGCCUUGCGGCACCUACUCAUCAGCUGCGCCAGGCUGAUGCUCGUCAGAUACCUCCACGUCGCAGGGGUACCAAACCAUCGAACCCAGGGUAUCGGUCAGACCUUGAAAACACCCUCAGCGUAUCAUCCUCGGGUCAGGGGACAUGGCACAACAACGAACCACUCACCAAUGUCUCCCACCGGACCGGUGGUCGAUGCCCCGAGCGCACAUGGCGUCUUGAUGCUAGGGAAGAGGGAGUCGAUGGUACCUGCAACUUGCUCCACCGACCUUCGGCACAUCCCUGA